Molecule: messenger RNA, 17798 nt
Organism: Lymnaea stagnalis (great pond snail)
Lineage: Eukaryota; Metazoa; Mollusca; Gastropoda; Lymnaeidae
Source: the annotation of a GenBank genome assembly
GCCCUAUUAAUUUUCCACAUGCAUGUGUUUGUGGUUUAAAAUGAAGAUUUGUAAAGAAUUUUUUUAAGAUGAACUGAUUAAAAUAAACCGCAAAAAUCCAUUGUAAGUAUUAAUUUCAGUUAUUUUUGGCUAAGCGGGACAAUGGUUACCCGUAACAGCACCACUCCUUGCGUUUGACAGACAGUUUGUCAAAUUUAAACUAAACGGUAGCCAACUUAACUACUGGGACUCAACUGUCAACUACCACAACACUGUCCGCACAUACUUUAAUAGUUAAUAGUCGAUUUAAAAAAAUGCAAAUAUAAUUAUUAAGCAAUAAUACUGGGUGUCAACCAGUAUAGCCAGCAUGCAAACCCCCUUGAAAUUUGUGUUUUGGUUUGAUCAUCAGCAGGGUUUGGGUUCAGUUUGGUUCGAGCAUCAGCAGGGUUCAAAUUUGGUGCGUUGAGUUUGGUGUGUUCUUAUGUAUUUUAAAGAAAAGAUGCAUGUUUUUUUAAACCCUUAUUUAUAUGAAUCAUUUUUAAGGACCCUGUUUCAAAUUAUUGUGUAAUAAUAAAUUUUUCUAGGGUCAGUUAGUAUGUAAAAACAGUACAUCAUGAUGAAGCUUCCAUUUGCCAAUUUGAAAAUUAUUCUGUCAUUUACACACAAAAACUUGUUACUUUCUUUUCCUUAGAAAAUGCAGAGAAAAGAUGGCUUCUGUCUACAAAAUCGAUGACAGUUAAAUUGAUUGGUAGCAAAUAAAAACCAUGUCUUCGUCAGCCAUACGGGUCCACCCAUCAUCAUUUGGUGUUGGACCUGGAGCCACUUCACUAUCAAUGCAAUCAGCUCUGUCAGAAAAUGUCUCCCAAAGUUCAGGAAUGAAAUCAACACUUGAAAAAGCUUAUUUAACAGGUCGUCAAAGACAAAUGGGAUUAAAACAAAAACGAGAGACUAUUCAAGAUGAUGAAUAUCAAAAGGUAAUAAGAAAUCAUCACAUCAACAUAUGUUUCAUCUUGUUUCUUUGGUGAAUUAUCACUGUACUUUAUGCAUAAUAUUUUAAAUAAUUAUGAUGGUUAUAACUUAUACUACCUAACAUUAAUUGAAACUCUAAAUUUGAAAAAAUGUGAAGCAAAGUCUGGGCUAAUUAAAAUCCACAGAGUUUUUUUAUAUAUUUUCUAAAGAUUUACAUUUUCACAAACAUCAGUCAAACAAAUUUUGGGGUUGAUUUAUUUGGGGUCAAAUAUUAUUAAAGUGAAUGAUAAUAAAAUAAGUGAUAUCACUCUGAAAAAAACAUCAGUGACACUUGGGGGCUCAGAUAAGUGCUAGGUCUUUAUUAAAAAAUAAUCAAGUUUUAAUAACAAAAUUCAUGAUCUUGGUUUUUAAAUAUUGUGCAUUUGAACAAUAGGGCAUGAUCUCGAUUUUUAAAAAAUUGUGUAUUUGAACAAUAGGGCACGUUUUCAAUUAUUUACUUGCUUCGUAAGUUAAAAUAAUUUCUUGAUUAUAAAUAAAAGAUUUCAUGAUAUAAAGGUUCUUUAUGAUUUAAAAAAUCUCUUUUACAUUACAGAGGAAGGAAUUGCAAAUUGCCUUCAUAAAAGAUAAAUUUCGGCAAAAAGAGUGCAGAAUUUUUGUACCAGUUCCUGGCCAGUGUGGAGAUAAUAAACAAAUAAAAGCAAAACAUUUGAAGUAAGUAUUUUUGAAAAUUAUGUGAUUCAACUUGACUUUCAACUCCACCGAUGUAAGGUAAUUUUAAACAGCCACAAUUUCUAUAGGGAAACUUAAAAAUUAAGUCCUUUCCCAUGAUGCCUUGUCAGACAAUGGUAUCACAUUUGCCUCAUUGCCAGAAAUAGCAGGCUCAAAUUAGUCUGGAGUAGCCCCGAGAUAUGGGCUUAAUAGAAAUAUUUCUGAUGUGGGAUUAAAUAUGGGCGAACAAAGAAUAGAUGUGAAACUAAAAAGAAAGACGUUUUCUACAGACUCCCUGACAGAUAAACCCAAUAAGACCCAUUAGUAUAAUUUUCCAAGGUAAAGUUUUCUAUAGCUGUUAAACACUUAUACUAUUGCAAAGUACCCGCAGUUAUAUUAAAACUAUUAAAGUAAUUCAACUAUUUGUUUUGUUAGAUGCCACUGUGGAGAAGUUCUAAUGUUGCAUGCAGGAAUGAGGUUAAAGUCACCCAUUCAUCCGUAUGAAAAUCGGUUUCUUCUGCCACCAGGUUAGAGUUAAAUGUAUUGAUAUGAAAAAUUGUUAAUGUCAUAUAGCUUAUCCAUAAUUAUUUUAUAAAACUCCAGCACAUCCUGUUCCAAGUCUUAGUCAGGAUAAAGUAGAUUGAUAGGGUAACGUAAGCUUCACUGGUAAGCUCCCCUCCCCCCGAACUUGUCACCCCUGUCAAUGAAUGUAAUCUGAACACUGUCCAGUGAAUUAAUUAACCAUUACUCUAGGUUGGGAUGAACCUCCAGGCUGUCAAAAUUAUCUGUUAGGGUUGGGUCUGAAGAUGCAGAUAAUAACACAUAAAUAAUAAUUGAUAAAUUCAACAGAAGAGGGGAGGUCAUUCUGGGAUAUAUGAAAAUCAGGAGGGCAGAAUGGAAAUUGAAUCAAAUAAACAAAAUAUAAGAAAGAAGUCAUCUGGCAUAAAACAAUCCCCAGUAAAGAACUGAAUUGCUCAUCAAGAGAGGCAAACAUUACAAAGUAUUUUUUUUAAGUAGGCCACCAAACCACUUUGUAGGGCAGAACUGAGAUAGACAGCCCAGGGACAAAAAAAAUGAAGAUUCAUUGAAAUAUAUGGAAUGGAAAUAUGACCCUAAGUUCAGCUCCAAAAGAGUCUUGGAUAUAGUCAGAAGGCACAUCAUGAAUGAAUGAUUGAAUGAAUUACUUUAUACUUAACAUUGAUCAGGGUGAAUUAUUAACUCAUCUUUUACAAGAACAGAAAUGCAUUUUAAAUUUACCUGUUUAAAAACUGACUUAUUCCUGAAAUAUAUUAUAUCUCACCAGAGUUUUAGUAGCUUGACUGCUUGUAUUCUUUCAUCAUGUCAACAUUUAGAGUAUGACACAGCGCUCAGAAAUCUAGAAAAAAUCCUAACUGAGCCUCUGCCAACUUCAUCAAGAGAGUGGAAGGAAGCUGAAUGUUUUUAUGUCAGUCCAACAAAUGCGUUUGGAAAAAUUGAAUUUAAUGUGGAGCAGGUGGGAGGCAAAAAACCUGCAAAGGUAAAGAAUUCAAUCAGUUCCACAUUAAAUUUUGUUGAGAAAAUUUAAAACUAAUUAUUGGAAGUUAAUUCUCACAUAAACUACCAUAGGAAUAAUUUAAUGUUUAAAAACUAUUUUCAAAAUGCCCAAAACUUAUAAAAGAUGUUCAAUUUAAUUACAAAUAUCAUAAUGCUAUCAACAGUUUUUGUUCAAGAUUUUCGUUAACUCAUCACCAAUUUUAGAAUUUUGAGGUAAAAUUAUAAAAAAAAAAUAAUUUUUUUUUUAUAUUGACAUUAGGGGUACAAAUAAUUUUUGUAGAUUGAUAUUAAUUUGGUAAUUCUUUUAGCUAUUGAAACUUUUUUUUUUUUUAUCAAUACGAUUUUUAACAUUACUAAAUAUUGUUUCAGUAUAUCAGAAUCUGUGCAGAUGACAGUGAUAAUGUUGACAAUUGUCUGGAGCUGAUGAAAAACUUUUGGCAUAUGAUGAAUCCAGAACCACCUCAUCUUGUUAUCUCUGUUGUUGGUGGAGCCAAAAAUUUUAAAUUAGAUGGAAGGAUGAGGGACACCUUUACAAUAGGUUUAAUAAAAGUAAAUUACUGCUGACACUUAAACUGAAUGAAACCUCCUUGCUUUUAACAUUAACUUUAGUUUCAGAAAAAGUAUACACUAAAAUCUCUGUUGGGUUGCAAUAUUAUGUCUUUCCCUUUUAUAAUAGUGUAUUUACUUUUUAAAUUAAAUUAAUAGUAAAGCAACUAAUCCUCCAGUAUAAAAAAUUAAAAAAAAAAAAAAGCGAAAUAGAGGUUUACUUGAAUUUCAGUUAAAAUUGUUUAAAUGAAUCAUUCAUGAAAUGUAAACAAUUUUAUUCACAAUUUUCCUUUUAAGAUUCAAAUUUGCUCACAUUAUUUUCUUUCCUAACUGUAUAUAUUUAUAAAAAAUGAUUAAUACAUUUGUUAUUAAGUUGGGUAUUUGAUGUAUAUGAAAUUUUAAUUUCCACGAUUUUUAGGCCGCAAAAACAACAAAUGCUUGGCUGAUUACAUCCGGGUUUAACAUGGGAGUGAUGAAAGCUGUUGGACAGGCUGUGCACGAAGGCCAAACCUUCCAAUGGGACAAUGACAGGAUGAACCAUGUACUGAGGUGCAUUGGUAUUGCCCCAUGGGGCUAUGUUAAAGGGAGACAUGUUUUGGAGAGCUAUAAUGGACAAGUAAGUAUGGAAUAUGAGAACAUGAUAAAAGUUGUCAAACUAGUGGUUUAGGUUAAGUAGACUGACUGGAUUGUUUCUUGUUGUCUGACUUCAUUAGUUAGAUUGAUUUACUAACGGGAAUGUACAUGGUAGUUUUUUUUAAGGCUUGUCAUUUGCUAUCAUGAUCCCCAAAUUUUAUCUUUUGUUACAGGGAAAAUUCAAUGCCUUUUAUCGAACAAGCAAUCAAAUUCUUCACAAACAACCUGUACCAUUGAACCCUGAUCACACCCACUUUAUAUUUGUGGAUGAUGGUUAUAGGUACCGCUAUGGAGGAGUGGCUGACUUUCGUUCUAAAUUUGAGAGAAAAAUUGCAACAGAAAAAAGUGGUAUGUUUCUCAGUUAGUUAAAAAAAAUGUCUUAUAUAUAAUUAUCUGAAACAUCUUUGAUUUAAAAAAAAAAAUCACUUAGGAAAACUUUUAAUAUAUUUUGUAAUGUUUAAAAAUUAUUUCGUGGACUUGGUUUACGUUUUCAGAAGGGGGUCUUGGUAUACCACUAGUUCUACUGCUAGUGGAAGGCGGUACUGAUGCCAUUCAGGAUGUCAGUGUGUCUCUAGCAGAGGGUAUCCCUGUUGUAGUGUGUGCUGGCACAGGCCGUGCUGCUGACAUUCUUGCAUAUGCUUUCAAAAACACCAUCACUCAAAAGUAUGUUGUUUGCUUGGCUGUAUCUCUAAAACGUUCAGUUUAUGUUAUUAUGUUGUCUAAUUCUGUUUGUUUAAUUGUUUAAUUGCAUUGUUUACGGUUUGGACUUAAAUAUGCAUAUUUCAAGUUAAAUUCAAAAAUGGUUUCUAUAUUUUGGACACGUAAUUAAUGAUGAUGAAAUCAAAUGUAUGUAUAUUUUUUGUUUUCUCUAAAUUAUUUUCUGCUGUAGGAAAAGCUUCACAGCUAGUUAGUGAUUAAACAAUUUUUUUUUCAUGUCUUGUAGUACUACCAGAAGUAUGUCAGACUUUCAUCAAGACAAACUGGCACGUAAGAUUUAUGCAGCCUACAAGACAACUUUGAAACCUGGAAAGGAAAAAGAAGAGUUGGAAAGUCUCAAGGAAAAAGUGAUGGGAUGUUGCCAGAGAGAAGAUCUGGUAUGUUGCUACUGAGCUUCUACAGUGGAGACACUUUCAUUUUUAAAAAUUUCCAAUCUCACUUUGUGUUAAUGGUUACAAUUCAUAAUUUAAUUAAAAUAAUUGUGUAGUUUAAAAGGGAGCAAGUUUUCACUUACAGAAAACAGCAUUAGAGCAAAGAUGAAUGAAAUAUAAACAUUUUUCAAUUCAUAAAAAACAUCCCCUUAAAAGUUAAGCAAUUUUUAGUUUUACUUCAUUAUUAUAAUAAUGUUAUUUGAAUCAGUAUUAUAACUUUUAUAUUUACCGUUUUACAUUCAAUACAGUUACCGGUAGUUAUAUUAAAAUAAUAUAUAUUUAUAUAUAUUUUUUAAGGUAAUUGUUUUUAACAUGAACAAGCAUGAAGAUCUGGACCUGGCCAUUUUGAAAGUUUUGCUCAAAGGUGAGCUGUAAAAAGAAAUUAGUAAAUACAAAAAAAGAAUAGUCUCUCUUGUAAAUACAAGAAGGAAGAUUUUUCAGAAUAAAAUAACUGUUUUAAAUAAAUUUGCAGCAAUUUUCCAAACUUUUAACAAUAUAUUUGGACAGUUUCAACUGAAUUGUUACUGUCAUCAAGCACUUCAUUAAUUCUGUAAAUUUAAUUAAUACAAUAUACUUGGGUUAUAAAAAUUUUUAUAAUUUAAAUAUAUUUUUAUAUAUUAAUUUUUACACAUUUUCAUCCAACAUCCUAGUUUUCAAAUACUGUUUGUAUUUAUUUCCAUUCAUUUUAGUUAAAACCAAUUCCUCACUUGAGAACCAGCUGAAGCUUGCAUUAACUUGGAACCGUGCUGACAUUGCACAAGAAGAAAUUUUCAGGGAGGAUGUCAUAUGGAAAGAAGGUUCUCAAUCUUAAUACUAAUAAAAGUGUUAUUUUAAAAAUUGUAUAUUUUAAAAAAUGCUAAUCUAAAUAAUCUCAGUUUUAAAAAUGCAACAAACAUUUUCACUAUUAGCAAUAGAAAAAUAUAUUUUUUUAACAAGAAAUUAUUUAUUUUUAAAUAAUUUUCCCAGGAAGCCUGGAAGAAUUUUUAACUCAAGCCCUUGUUGAGAACAAAGUGGAUUUUGUCAAACUGAUGCUGAACAAUGGAAUUAUCAUGCAAGAAUACCUGACUAUACAGCGCCUGGAGCAUCUCUACAACUCAGUAAUGUCAUAUUUUGAAUGUAUAAUUUAUUCCUUGCUUAAAUCAUAGUUCACAUCACAUUAAAUUUGAAAAUUAUUAAAAAAGCUAAUGGAACAAAAAAAAUAUAAUUUUUUAAAUGUUCACAAAACUUUAAUAUUCAAGUUUUAAAUUAAAUGCUUUUGAAAGCUCUACCAUUUAUCAACUUGAAUCAUUGCUACCUCUAUGAUAAUACUCCUUUUUUUAUUAGCCGAUAACAAAAUUUGAACAAGAAGCAGGCUCAAUUUAAUCUUUAAAUAAAAUGCACAUUAAAAAAACAAAUGCAAUGAUAUCAUUGUAUAAGCCACAUCAAGUUAAAAUAGAUAAUCUUCAUUCGGAAAAAAAAUAUUUUUCUAUUUAUUUUUUUUUUUCACUUCCAGAUGCCCAAACACUGCUACUUGUAUCUCAUUUUGAAGAAUUUUGCCAAAGAAGACAAAUUCAAUGUUGAUAUAAUAGAGAAAUUCACAAGAUCACUCUUGGACCGUUUUGAUAACGACACAUUUUCAAAACCUGGAGAUCAAGAACCAAAAGGAGUGAACAAAAUUGCAUCAAGCAUGAUAGUUCCACACAUUGAAUCUGAUUCAGAAAAUAGACAGGAACCCAAUAGAUUCAAACGCCCAUAUAAGCAGCUUUUGAUUUGGGCCAUACUUAUGGACAGGUCAGUAUGGUAAUUUAUAAUCAGUCUGCAGCUUCUUUCCAUGGAGUCUGUGAGCAUAAGAUAUAGAUUAUAGAACAGCUGUAAAAUUGGCUAUGGUCCCUGUAUUAUGAGGUGCCAGGUAUUAAAUAAUGUGAUAUAAAUUAUUGUCAUCCACUACAUUUAACAGAUAAUUUUUCCUAUAUUUUUUGAAAACCUCACAAAAUUGCAACAUGAUCGAAUAGGCAUGUUAUUUAAAUUGCAAGUACAUCUAUAAAUUCCUUUUUAAUUUUUUAAUAUAUUUUUUUUAUAAAUAUAGAUUUAAUUUAGCUCAACUGUUCUGGGAACUUGGCUCAGAACCCAUCACCAGUGCACUGAUCUGUACUGUGCUGUGUCACAGAAUGGAAAUUAAAGUACCCAAGUAUUUGACAAUUGUCAGAAACAGUUUCCACGCUAUGAAAGAGUAAGUAUCUUACUUAGGGCCUGCAUACAAUGUUAGCUUUUUUCUUCGCACCCAGCAAUAAAAACAGUUCAGCGGUAUUAAAAUUUGAUUCUGAUGGCAAAAAAAUUAAAUUCUACAGCACAGUAAUUAAUAAUGUAUAUAAUAUAAUGCAGUACGGAUCAGAUUAUUUUAAAGAGCGCAGAGAUAAAAAUGCCUUCUAAAUGGAUGAAACUUGUGAUGACUUAGAGAACAUACUGACUGCUGACACCAAAAAUUCAGAAUUUAAGAUUCAAGGCUUCUCCUUCAUAAUCUUAUUGUUAGAAGUGAUUCUCUAGAAAAACCAUCAAUGAAUAAUUUCUUUUUAACAAAGUGACUUUUUCUAUUUAAAAAAAAUAAUAUAAAUCAUGUUUUUUGUCACAUCCAGAAGUUGAUAGGCUAUUAACUAUAUUAUUUAUUGGCUAUCUAUAUAUAUAAUUCGCCAGAAGAAGUAAGGCAAAUAACAAAAUGACCAAGACCACGCAGGCUAUAUAUAGAUACGCCAGAGCAAACAAGACGCAGGCAAACCAUCCCUUCCCUUGCCACCCUCGCUUGCCAGCCAGCUCGCAGCGUAUGCUAAGCCGCGGGUCGGCGUGAAAUAAAAAGUGUGCCAUGACGUAUCAUGAAAGGGGGGGAGGGAGGGGGGGGGAGCAAAAUUGGCAUUCUUAAAUGUGCGUAACUUGAGUUCACAUUUUUGUCAAGUAACUUUAGUAGAUGGGAAGUUCACUCAUUGCUGUCGCCAAUGUUUGGCGGGCUAUAUCUAUAUAUAUAUAUCCCCAACAAGCUCGUGCCGCAGGUCGCCUAGUUAACUAUAUUAUUUAUCUUUAAGACUUACAAGUAGAAAUCUUAUCAGCUUAAUGUAAAAAUGAUCGAGUAUUAAUUCUAUUUCAGAAUUAUAAUAUUCUACUUCAAAAAAAAUUGUAAUCAAAAAUGUUAAACAAAUUUUUACCCAAUGAGAUUUUUGCAGCUUAAUAAAAAUAUGCUUACUUUUUGUUUUUUAAUCUUGAACUCAGUGAGUUUGAACAACUGGCCAUUAGUGUACUGAACGAGUGUCACAAUGUUGAUCCGGACAAAUCAAUAAUGUUGAUACAACGAAAGUCACCCACAUGGGGUGGCAUGACUUGCUUGCAAAUCGCAGCAUCAGCAUCAGACCAGGUCAGUCAAUUUUUACAAUUUUCUGUGCAAGUAAUAACACUAUUUUGCAUGAAAAAUAAUUAUUCAAGAUAAAUAUUUUAAAAAUUCAAGUAAACAGCUCCUUACAAAAUUACUAACUGCAUGUUCAUACAGCUUUUUUUAAAACAUUAAUAUAAUCGGAGGAAAAAUAUACAGUUGGAUUAUCAUUAAACUCGCCUUGCCUAGACUGAAUGGAUAAUUUUGUAAUAAUGUAAACAAUAUUUUCCAAGGCCUUUGUUUCAUCGGUAGCCUGUCAAAACUCCAUCAACAACGUCUGGAAAAAUGGUAUAGAAGCCAGCUGGCCAAAGGUAACACUUUUAUAAAUUUGAGGUAUUUGACUUUCCAGGUGUACUUUUACAAUCAGUUGGAUAUAUGUUUAUAAUCAUAUAAUUGAGUAAAUGUUUCUAUAAAAUUUUUAACGCUCUGAGUUUUGCUCUGCCUACUUGAAAUGAGCUUGGUAUUUCAUUUCUACUUCUUGGCUACAUUACAUUUGUCAUAAUACUUUUCUUUUCUGACAUUUAGAUUUGAAAGAUUUUAGAUUUGAUUUAUAUUAUGUCAUUAUGUGCUUCAAAAUGUAAAUGUGCACAUUUUUUUUGACAGGUUUUUUGUGGAGCCAUCCUACCCCCUUUUAUCUUAGCCAUAGACAUAAGCUUGUUUGGACAGGAAAUUAAGUCGAAACUUCAGAAAAUAAUUACAUUCUACUCUGCACCUUUGACCAAAUUCUCCAUGUAUACUGUAAGUUUAAUAUCUUUAUUUCAGUCUUUUUUUUUAAAAAUCAUACAUUGUUGGAUUAACCUUGUUUAGAAUAAAGAAUAUUAAACUGACAACAAUAUCUGUAGGUAAUUAAUAUGACUAUAGUAUGUUCUACUCUCUUUACCUCGAUACAGUUGAACCCGCUUUUCUUGACCUUGGUUAACUCGCCAACCCUGUUAUGUCGAUGUUUUUGAAGUGGAACCGCCAAAUUCUCUCUUUGUCACAGCAUUUUCUCCUCGGUUAUGUCGAUUUCUUUUAUGUCACCGAACCCUGAUAUCUCGAGCACAAAAGGCGGCCAAAUUUGCCACUUAAUUUCGGUUAUCUUGAUCCCUAUGACCAAUCGCCAGCUUUUGAAGAAAUAGCAAACAAAAAAUAAACACCUUUUUCAUAAUUAAAAAUAAUUAUUUAUUCCUCAAAAUACAAGACUUGUGUUUUAGAAUGAACCUAGAAGUAAUUUAAAUAAAUAUGUUUCAAUUCAAGGCUUAAAAACGCGGUAGUCCACAUUAUAAAUGAUCAUAAUUAGCCAUGCGCAAAACGUUGACAUGAGCAGUGAUUCACAGUCACUUUCAUAAUGGCUAUGCCAUGGUACUAUGUCAGAGUUUCAUUCAUAAGAGUUUGCAAUGUGAAAAGGCUAUUAAAAUAUUGGUCAGGAAAAGCUUUAAUUAAAUAGUCAUGUGCCAAAGUUGAAAGUUCAAAAUAAGUAGCCCCUAAUAAUAUUUUAGUAAUAAGGGUAUGCAAUGCCUUACAUAAACUACAUUGUCAUUUCAAUCAGCAGAAUCAGGUCACAAAAUUUGAAGGCUUCAUCCAUAGUAGAAAAUACCAAACCAACUCGCACUUUAAAAAAAAAAAGCUCAAAAAGUACUAAAGUUAAAAAGCUGAUUCUGGUUUCAUUUUUUUAAUUUGAAAUUUGCUCUAAAUAACUGUAAUAUUUUUAAAAAAUUAUUAUUUAUUCUUUUUACUGAAGUACCUGCAUUUAUUAACGCACAUGAUGUACAUAAAGAAAUUUCAAACACAUGUUAAUAUACUGCCGCCCUAUUGGUUUUCGGUUAUCUUGAUCAGCGGUUAUCUUGACGCUUUUUUGGCAAACCCCGAGGCCAUUGACAUAAGCGGGUUCUACUGUACUGUUAUAUUACAAAGGUCUCAGUUAAAAAUACCCUUCACAUACAUUUUUGAACAUUAAUAUUUUAUUCUCACUACAACUAUAAAAAAACAUAAAUAUUGCAGGCGGCUUACUUGGCAUUCCUUGGUUUGUUCACCUACAUGAUCCUGGUAGAUUUUAGAGAGAAUCCAUCACCAACUGAAUGGAUCAUUUUGAUCUGGAUAAUCAGCUUUAUUAUUGGAGGUAUCCAUUCGGUACGUUUGAUCUAAUUUCUUUAUUUAACAACUUAAAAUAUUGGUAUGAAAUUUAUUUCAAUCCGUUUUUAUUGUUAGAGAGGUGCAGUCCUAUCUUAACUAGAAUUAAGAUUCCUCUCAUCUGCUAAAAAAUUGUUAUAGCAUAAUAUAAAAAAACAACAGUAUUGUUUAUAGAUGAAUGAUAUAAUAAGCUAACAUGGCAUGAGCACGGCCAAAUCCUGUAUAAGAAAUUCAACCAAAGGCUGUUCUACCUCAAAAAACUGUACAAUUUUGGCGUAAACAAGCAAGUCAUUAACUUAUUCUACAGUGCAACUAUUGGAAGCCUGCUUAAUUUCAGUAUUACCUGCUGGUGUGGGAAUUCAACGUCUGAAAUUAAACACCGCAUAAACCUACUAAUCAAGAAAGCUAGAAACAUAACACAAACUAAACAUCCUACACUUGAAGAACUAUUUGAAGAAAGAUGUUUUUGCAAAACUAAACACAUUUUGGAUGAUACAUCCCACCCUCUUCAUCCUAGAUACUUAGGAUCGGGCCGUUCGGGACAAAUUCUUUCCAUCAGGGCGAGGACUGACCGAUAUAAAAAUUCUUUUGUUCCCCAAUCUGUACGAAUUUACCGGCGUGCUUCCUCUGAAGUCACACAUCUGAAUGAGAACUAAUAAGUCCACGAUUUUGCUAAGAGAACUCACUGAAUGGCUGUUAGAAAUAAUUUAUUAUAAAUGUCUUGUGUUCAAAUUGUUUUAUUUUUGUGCUGAAAAUGUAUUAUGCAAUCAAAAAACAUUUCCAUUUAUUUGGAUCAAUAAAAGAAUCUUAUCUUAUCUUAUCUAAUCUUAAAACAAAGACGACCUCAAAACUACAAAUAACGAAAAACUAUUUACCUAUUAUUAUUAUUCCUAUUAUUGGUGGUAGUAGUAGUAGUAAUGGCAUGAUUAUUAGUAUUUUUCACUAUUUAUGUAAACAGGCAUUUUAAGCUAAAUUCUUAAAGAGAAAUGUCACUUAACAAACUUAUAUAUUCUUUUUUAACAAUAAAAAAAGAGGAUCCACAUUUAAGGGUGAGAAUAGCUCAAGUUUAAUUAUAAUUUUUUUUUUUUUUAAAACCUUUGCAGUUCAUUGUGUUUCCUUCACCGACAUUCUCUGGUAAAUGGAGGGACUUCUUUGGUGUAAUGGACAGGCUGGAUUUCCUGAACCUCCUCCUGGCCAUCAUUGCUUUUAUCUUGCGCUGGUUCCAAAUGUAUGAUGCCAAAGUGAUCUACUGCGUGAAUGCUGUCAUAUUUUAUAUCCGUGUGAUGAAACUCUACACAGCAAACAGACGACUGGGGCCCAAAAUUUACAUGAUAAAUCGCAUGGUUAGUUAUUAAGAUGAAGACAUGGUCAUUGAUAUAUUUUUAGCCUCUGCUAAUUAAUUUGUUGAUCUAGGGAUUUUGUUCAAUUAAAAAUGGAAUUGAAAUUAAUGGGUUGUACAAAAAUGUAUAAUGAUUGUAAUAUUUUAAUUAUGGCACUUACAAUUUCAUAGGGAUAUGGAUCACUUUGAAAAAUUGCACUGCAAGGGAUUUAUUUUCUAGUCCCCUUUUCUAGUUGUUUCAGGUUUGCCAAUAGCUUGAUUAAAUUUAUUUCAAAAACUUAUUUAUGACAAUAUUUGAUGGAGGUGAAGGUUUCAAAAGCUCAGAAUUACCGGCACAGAGUGACCUACCACAGAGCUUCGUUUUGCAUGAGUCCAUCGCUGAUCCCAUACAUGUUUUAAAAAUUUUGUUGUAUUGUAGAAGAUAAUACUUUUAACUAGCUCCAACCCUGUAUCCAAGUUUAAAAUGUUUCCCUCUGUUCGGCAGCUUGUUGAGCUGGCCCUGUUUGUCAUGGUGUUGAUGGUGUUCCUGCUGGCCUAUGGUGUAGCAAGUCAAGGCUUGCUGUAUAAAAACAGGAACAAAGACUGGAUCAUUCUGAAGGACAUACUGUACUUCCCUUACUGGCAGCUGUUUGGGGAGAUUUUUUUUGAUGAAUUGGAGAGUAAGUUUUUAAAAUAAAAAAAAAAGCUGAACUGUAAAUUGAGCAGCUUCUUUUGUCUUGAUAAACUAAAGCUUGUAGAAUCUAUGGAUACCCUUAGUGUCAAAGAAACAUUCUCAUGCAACAAAAUUUAAUGCAAAAGAGCUAAUCACAUGUAUUGAUGAAAUACUCAUUGCAUUUUUUUUUAAAUAUGAAGAACAGUAUAACUAUUUAAAUAAUUAAGAUUUCUAUGUGAUAUUUUUACCAGAUUCGUGCUCAAGGAGGUUGGCCUUCAUGUGUUUUUGUUAGCCCUUACCCCAUACCAUUGAAAGCAGUUAAAUUCACUUCUCGGUUCUUAGAGCCCGUUUUGUUUUUCAGUUUUUAUUAGUUGUCUCAUUUAAAUCAAUAAUUUCCAAGAUUCUUCUAUUAAAAUCUCCUUAAUUAACAUAUUUCAGCCGAUAGCGUUUGUCAAGCCUCUUUGACAGCCACAUUGAACAUAACCGGCUCAAACGAUUUGCCUGAUGAGUUGAACACAUGUCGGACUUCUCACUGGCUAGUCCCAUUGUUACUAGCCAUGUAUCUGUUGGUCGGAAAUGUCUUAUUGUUGAAUUUGCUCAUCGCUAUUUUCAGGUUAUUAGACUUUAUUUGUUCAUCUUUAUACAGCUCUAAAGAUAUGACAAUAGCUCUUGUAUAGAUAUUAAAUGGGGAUAAAUCUCUUGAUUUUAUUAAAACUUUUUUUUUCUUCUACUUUUGUAAUUCAAAAUGCUGUUUAAAAAGUUGACCAGAUACUAAUUUUCUUAUAUAAGAGGCGAUAAAUUAUUACUUUCAGUAUUUGUAUUUUAGAAGUACAACAUUUAAACUUAUAAGGAGAAACAGUAUAUUUUAAAGACAAUUUCUUUGUUUACAUUUCAGCCAUGUUUUUGACACAGUUGAAAAUAAUGCCAUUGAGAUCUGGAAGUUUCAGAUGUACUUUCUUGUGAUGGAGUUCCAAAACAGACCUUUGUUAUUCCCUCCUUUCAGUAUAUUCUCAUAUUUCCUAUAUGCUGUCAGAUACAUUUGGAGAAAAGUGUCUCAUCAGAAAAAAGUGAAAUGUAAGUCUUGAUAGAUUUGUGUUUUUAUUGGUUUAAUGACAUUUUUUAAAAUAAAAUUACAUCUUUCUCUGCUCCUUUUACUAUAACUGUUUAUAUUUUAAAAUUAUUCUUUAAAUUUUAAUAAUAAUAAAUUUUUAAAAAUCACUGAUCUGGGAAACCAUUGAUUUUUCUUAUUUUAAGGACGAAAAAAAACAUAAAUAGAUAAACAAAACGCAGAAAAAACCAGGAAUGGAUUAGGAACUUUUCAAAUGUUAGUUUCACUCUUAGUGGGAGUGUUUUGAUGGGAUCAUGAGAUUUUCAUGUGUGAGGGGAUACAAUUUAUGUUUUUAAGCACUCAUAAAGAAAUUGUGAUAAUUCAAAAUGUUACGAACUGGAAUUCUAUACCUGAUCCAUUAUUCAUCAACAAAUGAGUGAUAUAUUAUAAAUAGAUGGUAUUUUUUUUUUAAUGAAGUGGGACCUUAGCCAAAGCCCCUGUUUGAAAAAUAUUUUUGUAGCAGAAAUGUGACAGUAUCAUUUAAUCAUUCAUCAGCUGAGCAGUUUUUAAAACAUCACUUGGAGUUCUUGUCAGUCUUUGAGAAGGAGAUGAUGGCUAAUAAGUUGAGAGCUGUCAAGGCAAAUAUCUUACAGUCAAUCGACAUGAAAUUUCACAUACUACAAACAAGGUAAGCAAACUUAUGACCAGUAUUGAAAGAUGGCUGAUUUUCCCUAUAAAUUACAAAGAUUACAUAACAUUAUUCUGUUUCUUAUUUGUGUUCUCAUGUUAAAUUAACUCUUUUGCUGCUGAAAUUUUUUGUAAAAAAAAAUGUAUAUUUUUGUUAAAGAGCAAAAAGGAAUGAGGGGCUGGGUUUAUUAAAAAAUAUUAACAAUAUUAUUGUGUUGUUUAUAAGACUAAAUUUGGUAUCAAAUGAAAGAUAAUUGAAUGGACAAUAUGUUUAUAAACUUAAUUCUUCAGUUUAAAUAAAAUAAAUAACAGAAAAGAACCAUAAAAUGUGAAAACAUUAUGAGCAAAACCAUUUUUCCUCAAACUCUAUGAUGUGCCCAUACAUCAUCUUCUCUUCCAUAACUCAAAUCCUCUAAAACUACUACUAUGGGAAUCACUAAACAUAAAUCAUCUUCACUAUCAAAAGAAAUAGUAUAAAACAAUUCCAAAGCUUUUUGCGCUGUUAAUCGUCUAGUAAACUUACUCACCCAUUAGGACUUAGGGUAGCCACAGCAACAGUGGAAAAAAAUCUUAUUUAAAAAUAGCUCUUAAAAAGUGUAACCGAGAAAUAGCAAAGAAACAAACAUGAUAUUGAAACAAAGCAGAGAGAGUUGGUCCGUGCUUUUUAGAACGGCAGAUGAACGCACUGUGCUGUGAAAGAGUUAAACAUAUUUAGAAUGAACAAGAAUUUAGCAAGAAUUACUCUACCAGUCAGUAUUCCACCAAUCUAUCCAUUUGGGUAAAAUAUUUAGAGUUUAAGAAGAUUAAAUAUUUUUUAUCAAGUCUCAGAUAAAAAAUAUUAGUUUUGAUAAUCUUACACCACAACAUGGUCUAUGUUUGAUACUUUUUUACCAUACAUGAGUAAUAAUUGUAUUUUGAUUUAUAAAGUUCCUAUUGAACAUUUCUUUGAAAUUUCUGUAAUUUUUCUAACAUAUUAGAUUUUUUUUAGGAUGACUUAAUUCAAUGAUUUUUCCCUAUAGAAUGGAUGAACUGACCAGAGUUAUAGAAGAUGAGUUGAUGUCUGACCAACACAACAUCAUACCUGGAAUGGAACUCAACAAAGCACCAACAAUGGUUGAAGAGAUUGUCAAUGCAGCUGAGCAGAAUGAUCUACUUGAAGCAGUCCAAACUGUAAUUAUGAUGUAUAUAACCUUGUGAAGCAUUCUGUUACGAGAUGCAUUUUUUAAAAAAUUUUAUGAAAGGGGGUGGUAUUUUUAAACAUUGUUUGUACAAUAAAAUAUCAUGAUUUGUCUCAGCAGAUUACUGUAAUUACCGGGUACUGAGAUUAACUUUAAAAUGAGCAUAUUUCAUAACACCACCAUGUUAAUUAUUACCAUCUGCAUCCUAGGACUCAACAGAGCUGAAAAAGAAGCACAAACAUAAGCACAAGCACCGUAGGAAGAAGAGAAACGAGGACAUGCCACCCAUUAGUGAAGAGAAAAAACUCAACAUCGACGUGGCGGAUGAGGUGAAAAAAGGGCACCAUGCCAAAGAACAUCUGAUGUCUGAUGAAGAAAACCAGUCACCGCCUCAAAGACAUUCUAGUCUGAAUGUAAACCCACCCAUGCGUGAGGUGACUACCACCCCGAGAGGUGUUGCCUGGAGUGGAACUGGUGAGCCAAAAAGCCCAAGCUUCUCUCAGAGGUUAAAUUACUUUCCCAUGGAUUCUGAUGAGGAGGAAAUCCCUACCACUAUAUACUCCCCCAGAGCAACCUCCACUUUCAAUGUGAACCUGAGUCCAUCCCAUGGCACAGGCUCUGACAGCCAAUCAGACAAUGAGGAAGUGUCAAGCCAUACGAGGCGACGUCAAAAAGCUCGACUUCACCUAAAACGACACAGAACAGAUGCCUCCCAGAGGCAUAAUGUGUUCUCUAAAAUGUAGAAACGUUUAUGUUAAAAGGUUCAUUGAUUCAUAUCAAUAUUUUUUUUUUAAAAGAUCUCAUUUGCAAAAUCUUUCAAUAUGAAGAUGUAAUAUCAAGGGUAAUCUUUUAAUGUAAUUUAGUAUUUUCUAUUAAUUUUUAAAGAGUAAAAAAAUUGGACCAAAGCCUCUUCUCUGAAAAGAAGAAAAGAAAAGGCUCAAAGCAGAUAUUCAAAAUAUAUGAUUAGAUGAAUGGACCUGUUCCUGUCUCCAGCAAGAUUUUCAACAGUUCUUACUAUUGUGAGAUUUAGGAGAUUUGAAAGCCAACACUACCAGACCCCUUACAAUUUCUGUAAAAUAAAAUGGGAGACAAUUUAAUAAAGCUGAUUAUCUGAAGUCCAGUUAAGAUACUUCCCCUUUGUCAUGAGAACUACAGAAGUUUUCACAGAGAACUGGGUUUGUGUUUUAUUGGUAUAUAUAAAUAUUUUAAAAUUAAUAAUUGUUUUCAUUUAUAUAAAGCAAUGUCAAGGUAUGUGCUGCUCAAAUUUUACACUGUAAUUCUCUGUUUAUUAACUUGGAAACCACAAUUAUAUAAUUUUACAUGUGUAUUUUCUGCUGCUUUUGUUUAAAUAAUUUUUUUUUUCACACACUUUGAAUAUUGUGGUUGGGUUAUAUGGUUAGACCACUGGUCAUCAUGAAAUUGGUAACCACAUAUUUUCUUUGAAGUUCUUCACCCGCCCCCAAAGUUUUAUGGUGACUUAUAGCUAAAAAAUGUUACCUUGUUGUGUUCAACAAUGAUAACUGCAUUGCCAAUUUGUUUGGAAGCCAUAGACAUACAAUUUUAAUCCCACUCUAUGUUGGCAGUUGUCUGCAGUAGCUGAGUCUUUCAUUAACAUUUUCUUUUCCCAAGAAUAGGUGUCUUACUGGUCUAAUAAGUCCAUUCCACCUGGGUAAGUUUUUUUUUUUCUCUUUAAGGCAUUUGCUUUUAACAAUAUGGCCCACAUGUAAAUAUGAGGAAGACUAAUUACACAAAGCUGAGCUAACUCCCUGGAUGUUCCUAAAAAAACAUUUUACACAGAGUUGCCAAGUUUCAAAAUAUCUUAGAACAGCUAUAAGUCUAAUGUGAUACAUGUGUAAGCUAUAUUUUGAUUUAGGC